AUGGCAGCUUUCUAUCCAGAAACGGGCAUUACUCAUCUUUGCCUGGACGAUGAAGAGGAUCAAGCCACCCUCCUAAAAGAGAGCUCAUGGGAUUCGCUCAACGCCUUCCUGGAGAGAGAAGGUCCAGAAGCCGUACUGAAGCAAGAAGCACAAGCUCUCUGUCGGCUUGACCCUAACAAUGAGGCGCUGGCGAAGAAAUUGAAGCACUUGUCUGAUAACGCGAGCAAGUUUAAGAAAAUCCGAGAAAUCUUUGGAGAGGGUGGCAGAUACCACCCCAACCAGAUUAUCGGGAAGCGAUGUCUUCCUCCGCAAGGGCUUUGCCAAAUGGAGCCCAUGUACAAGCUUGCCUGCAAGAUAUCCGACCUUCAAUGCUUGCAAAAUCAGGGCAAACUUGGCAUGGAUCCAUUUGACUUUAUCAGAUGGCGAGUGAUCAAGAAGGCAGCGAGCAUGCUCGUCAUGCCCGGCGACACACCAAAGAGCUUUCUUCGGUCAAUCGUCUACAGGCUCGGUGAUGAUACCAACGAUCUCAAGGGAAAGGGAUACGAGGAUACCGUCAUGCGGCAGGCGGCUCUUCUUUCGGCUCGCGAAAGGCACCUCCUCAACAGCUAUGGUCCCAAGAAGAAGUUUAUCGGGAGCGUUGGCCGGCAGACGCAUCUGCCCUUCAGGCCCGCCAUCCGGAACGUCCAAAGACAGACGCCGAGACUAUCGAGUGCAGAUGUGCGUAACAGCGCUCCUAAGGCGUCGACAGCGCAGGCUAGACGGAAGGAAGCGCAGCGAGCACAGCGAGCUCGGCGCAAUGCAGUGCCCUCCGUUUAUAACGGCGUCAACGACUACCGAGCGAGGCAGCAACAACGACAAAGACAGCAAGCUCAGCAACGCGAGAACGAGUAA
This is a messenger RNA of Trichoderma gamsii, 891 nucleotides long. RefSeq lists its product as hypothetical. Bases 1 to 891 code for a protein of 296 amino acids. NCBI's taxonomy places the organism in Eukaryota, Fungi, Ascomycota, Sordariomycetes, Hypocreales, Hypocreaceae. The record is from RefSeq and is a predicted model, not a curated record. The transcript has 2 exons.